Molecule: messenger RNA, 3004 nt
Organism: Archocentrus centrarchus (flier cichlid)
Lineage: Eukaryota; Metazoa; Chordata; Actinopteri; Cichliformes; Cichlidae
Product: alcohol dehydrogenase class-3-like
Exons: 10
Coding region: 342-1298 (318 amino acids)
Biological process (GO): formaldehyde catabolic process
Cellular component (GO): cytosol
Molecular function (GO): alcohol dehydrogenase (NAD+) activity; zinc ion binding; S-(hydroxymethyl)glutathione dehydrogenase [NAD(P)+] activity
Source: RefSeq, a predicted model, not a curated record
UCGCAAAUUCACUGACAUCGCUCAAGCAUUGGAGAAGAAGCACAGUCAGAAGAAGCAUCCUGUCAGCUGUUUCACUCGGUUGUUUAUGAAGGCAGUAUCACUGAAUAAUGUCAACAGCUGGUCGGUCACUCCACAUUUCGGUGUAGUUCGCGAUAGGACUGCUGUUUAUUCCCCUUUAGGUGAUCACAUGCAAGGCAGCUGUUGCCUGGGAGCCUGGGAAGCCCCUUUCUAUUGAAGAAGUGGAGGUGGCUCCACCUAAAGCCCAUGAAGUCCGAAUUAAGAUUGCUGCCACAGGUGUGUGCCACACAGACUGGGAAUACCUGUUUGAGACUGAAAAAGCGAUGAAAUUCAGGCCCUUCCCUUUAGUACUUGGUCAUGAGGCAGCAGGCAUAGUGGAAAGUGUUGGUCCAGAUGUCACAGGAUUCUCACCGGGGGACAAAGUUAUUCCUCUUUUUCUGCCAUAUUGUGGGGAUUGUGAAUGCUGUCAAAGUCCAAAAACAAAUCAUUGCAGGAAGAACUGGGUGAAUACACAAGCUGGUGUGUUGGCCGAUGGUACGAGCAGGAUAUCUUGCAAGGGGCAGCAAGUUUACCAGUUCCUUGGAGUCAGUUCUUUCUCCCAGUACACUGUGGUCCCUGACACCUCACUUGCUAAGAUAAGAAGCGAUGCUCCUCUGGACAAAGUCUGUCUGCUUGGCUGUGGUGUCUCCACUGGUUAUGGAGCUGCUAUUAAUGCAGCCAAGGUUGAAAAAGAUUCCACGUGUGCUGUUUUUGGGCUUGGAGCUGUCGGACUGGCUGCCGUCAUGGGUUGCAAGGUUUCUAUGGCAAAAAAGAUCAUCGGGGUCGACAUAAACCCCAACAAGUUUGAGAAAGCCAGACUGUUUGGAGCGACGGAGUGCAUCAACCCAAGACGCUAUACGAAGCCUAUCCAGGAGGUUGUGGUGGAGAUGACGGAUGGAGGUGUGGACUACGCUCUGGAGUGUGUUGGAAGUCCAGCUGUCAUGAGCGCUGCACUUGAGUCCACAAGAGAUGCCUGGGGUACUUGUGUCAUUGCUGGUUGGACAGAGACAGAAGCAAUGAGCGUUCCAGUUGAAAAGCUUCUGAUGGGACGAACAUUGAAGGGGACUUAUUUUGGAGGUUGGAAGAGCAUGAAAGAUGUGCCUGGACUGGUAGAUGACUACAUGAAGGGCAAGUUGCAGCUGGAUGAGUUUAUCACUCACAAGUUCCAGCUCGUUCAAAUCAAUCAGGCCUUUGAACUAAUAAAAAUGGGUGAAAGCAUCUGCUCUGUCAUCAGUCUCUAAGACUCUCAAACAGAGGAUAAAUCUGAAGCAGCUGCCUCAAAAAUGAAGAAUUCUGUCCAUUUAAUAAUAUUUUGCAUUAUAUUUAUAAUUUUUAUGCUAGUUUCACAAUCAAAAUUUCCCAGCUUGGCGUUGUAGGAAAUUACUACAUCUGCCACUAGAUGGCAGUCAUGUAAAAGCUUUGACGUUUGGGUCCAUGAACGGCAUCAUCUCAUCAUAAACGCUGGAUUUCAAUGUGCAGAGAAUCCUUUAUUCAGAAAAGUUUCUGAGGGUCUUGCUUUUGCUUUUCACUGUCAGACAAACAUGUUUGCUUCUUUAAAGUGUAAAAGUGAUGAAGAAUGUAAUUCAUAAAUAUGUAGCAUCUGCAGCAAUAUCAGGCCAAAUUCUCUCUGUCGUGCUUGGAAGUUACAGUGAUGGUCGUUCUGGUCCAGAUAUCAAUGUACAGCAAUAGUUGUAAUUAAAUACCCUUGUAUAGAACGUGCUCUAAAAGACGCAGGAACCAAGUGGCUGAAUCUGUCAUAAGCCAUGAAGAACUAUCUGCUUCAUGUGGUCAGGCUUACCAAAUUUCGUCCUUGGUAAUAUUAUAUAUUGAUUUAAAUGGGAGUCACAGAGAAGGGCUAGAAUAACAGUUGUGGGCUGUCAGGGCAGAAGACAAAAGGUUGUUUGGGGAAUGCCUCCCAGUGAAGAACUGAAAUAGCUGUCGAAGGAAUUUGUUUUAUUGAAGUUCCAUUCAGAUCAAAUGAAUACCCUUGGCACUUACCUCGCUUUUCCAUCUUUAUUUAAAAUGGAAAAUAAAUUGGUGCUUUUUUUUUUUUUUUUUGUGAGGGUCUCCUCUGCCUGCAUGCUUUCAAUCACAACUUAGGUCACCUUCUGUUACUAAAAUAAACCUCAAAGUAAAGAAUGCUUUUGAGCAAUAGAACGCAUAAUAAGGUACAUAAUGCAGCAGCAGUAGGAGAUAAGAGGGGAAGAUCAAAAGAAAUAAGAAGACAAGUUUUGACAGGUGGUUACGUGACUGGGAACUGUCAUCUAUAAAUGUUGGACAUGCUCACAGAUUUAUAAGGCUUUCUUGCGGACAUGUGUCCGAAUGUCUGCCUCAUCCAUGGGAAAGCUAUCCAAAGUGACGACCAUAAGUCUCCCACUUCUUUUUUUCCUCUUUGUUUUUGAUCCUUGCAACCUCUGGAAUUGUCACAGCAUUUUGCAAUGGAUAUAGCAAAGGAAGGACAUGCUAUCUGAAUUACAACCACAGCACUGCACACAUUUGAAAAGCCUUAACUGUCCGUCUCAUCAUAUUUACAUGCCGUGGGCACUUCUUCCUGCAGAUAUCUCUCAGAUAGAACAUUUUAGCAUGAAGAGGCAUGGGGUUGAAUGGAGAUAGAUACCAGCCCUGAUAUUUGCUAAAUUAUAUUUACUCAUUUUUUUUUUCAUCACUUGGUAUCAUCACUUUCCUGAGACACAACUCUUUUAGACACGAGGCGUGAGGUAAAUGCCAUGACACAAAUAAAGGUAUGCCUGGAAAAAAAAAAAAUCAAAACUUGCUCCCUUGCCUUUUCACAACAUUUAGAGUGGGAUCAAGGGAUUUCCUCUUAUUUAUUAAGCUAUAUUCUUCUUUGACAGGAUGAUGAUGCAUUAUAUAUGAUGGGAAGACAAGGACAGCAAGUAGAAAACUGCCUAUUUUAACAAAGGAAGUCUAUAUGGGGUUUUUAAAAAAA